This is a messenger RNA of Vitis riparia (riverbank grape), 2309 nucleotides long. RefSeq names its product DNA polymerase kappa. Lineage: Eukaryota; Viridiplantae; Streptophyta; Magnoliopsida; Vitales; Vitaceae. The record is from RefSeq and is a predicted model, not a curated record. Gene Ontology annotation, biological process: error-prone translesion synthesis. Gene Ontology annotation, molecular function: DNA-directed DNA polymerase activity; damaged DNA binding. Gene Ontology annotation, cellular component: nucleus. The transcript is spliced from 14 exons. The coding region runs from base 81 to 2195 and encodes 704 amino acids.
CCCCUUCUCCAAAAUGGCGCUCUUCGCAUGAGUUUAUAUUCCGACUUCCGAGUCUUACCCAGCAAGCAAUCACAAGAGAGAUGGAGAAGGCGGAGGCCGAGCCAUCAGCCUCGGCAGAUUCAGCCAGGCCAUGGCAGUCCUACACCACCGUAUACACUAACGCCAAAGCAGGGAUGGAUGGGGUUGACAAGGAGAAAGUGCAGAGGACAGUUUAUGAGAUGAGCAAAGGGUCAAAGUAUUUUGAGAAUGAGGAGCGCAAGGAGGCUUUCAUCAGGCAGAAGAUCGACAACAUGCGUGCUCGGUGCGCAAAACUCUCUGCCUCUGACAUAUCUCAUUAUCAAAUGGUUGCUGAUAAAAGAAUUUUGGAGCUAGAAGCUACACGUGAUCUAUCAAGGAUUUGGCUACAUGUAGAUAUGGAUGCUUUCUAUGCUGCUGUUGAAACAUUAGAUAAUCCUUCAUUAAGGGGCAGACCAAUGGCAGUUGGUGGCAUGUCUAUGAUCUCCACCGCUAAUUACGAGGCCCGAAAAUUUGGGGUUCGUGCUGCAAUGCCUGGUUUCAUUGCACGUAAAUUAUGCCCAGAGUUGAUUUUUGUUCCCACAGACUUCAAGAAGUAUACUUAUUAUAGUGAUUUAACUAGAAAAGUUUUCCAGAAGUACGAUCCCAACUUCAUGGCAGCUAGUUUGGAUGAAGCCUACCUUGAUAUUACUGAGGUCUGCAAUGAGAGGGACCUUACUAGUGGAGAAAUUGCUGAAGAACUCAGAACAAGUGUUCAUGAAGUGACUGGUCUUACAUGCAGCGCCGGAGUGGCACCAAAUCGCUUACUUGCUAAGGUUUGCUCAGACAUAAACAAGCCAAAUGGACAGUUUGUUUUACCGAGUAAUCGGAUGGCGGUCAUGACUUUUAUUUCCUCACUUCCCAUACGAAAGAUUGGGGGCAUUGGUAAAGUGACUGAACAUAUUUUAAGUGGUGUUUUUGGAAUUAAUACAUGUGAGAAGAUGCUUCAAAAGGGUGGUUUCCUCUGUGCACUAUUUUCUCGUUCUUCUGCAGAUUUUUUCCUCUCUGUGGGACUGGGACUUGGGAAAACGGAUACACCUCAAGUUAGGUUCCGGAAAAGUAUAAGUAAUGAGAGGACAUUUUCAGCCACUGAUGACACUGCAUUGCUUUAUCAGAAAUUAGCUGAGCUUUCGGAGAUGCUAUCUAUUGAUAUGCAAAAAGGAGGACUUUCUGGAAGAACAUUGACUCUGAAACUGAAGACUGCAUCUUUUGAGGUUCGGAGUAGAGCUGUGACUAUGCAAAAAUAUAUUUGCUCAAGAGAGGAUAUUCUGAAUCAUGCUUUGAAGCUACUAAAUGCUGAGCUUCCUCUAUCUUUAAGAUUGAUUGGCCUGCGCAUGUCUCAUUUCAAUGAGGACAAGGAUGGUCAUCUAUCUGAUCCGACACAAAAGACUCUUGCUAACUUUAUUAUAUCAGGAGAUGCUUCUGGAAAGAAUGUGGGUGAACACAGUUUGUUGGGCUCAGAUACAAGUGAUAGCCACUUCAUGGUUGACCCAGAAAAUGAUCUUUCUAUUGACAACCAUGAGACAUGUCAUUAUGUUUCUGAAGACCCGUUGGACAGCAACCUAUUAUCAGAUCUUGAUCACUGUAAUUUUAAUUUGAGCAAUAAUUCUGGUAAAAUAGACAACAAUAACGAACUUCCCCUGAAUGGAUCUGUGGCUAAGGUGAAUGCCCCUAAUGUUGUAGGGUGUGCUCCAAAAUCCCAUCAAAUCGAAGUAUCACAUUUAGUAGAGGCAGAUUCUUUUUCUUUCUCUGAACAGUGUGAGUCAAACAGGCCAGACAGAGUGACAAGGACCAACAAUGAUUUGGAUGAUGGAGUUCCUUCUUCAAAUCAGAAAGAGCAAUUUUUGUGGGUGAAUGACUACAAAUGUUCACUAUGUGGGAUUGAAUUACCUCCUAAUUUUGUUGAGGAAAGGCAAGAACAUUUUGAUUUUCAUCUUGCUGAGAAGUUGCAGAAAGAGGAAUCUGACAACUCAAGAAAUCUUAUGUUGAAUCAAAGGUUUUCCCAGAGAGACCACACUGCAAGCCAAAGAAGACAUAAGAGGCCCAAGUCUUCGAAGAAAGAAGGCAGCAAGUCAUCUAAAAAAGAAAGCAAACAUAUUCCUAUUGAUAUGUUCUUUGUGAAAAGUAACCAGAACUUCUAGCUUUGUAUUUAUUUGAUAUACUACUGUAUGUAAUUAAUCUCAGCUCUGUACAAUAUUCAAAAACUUUGCCAGCAUAUUAACUUGCAUAAUGAUAAUAAAAUAAAAGUUUUUUAA